AUGUCUAAAAUGAAAAAGCCUUGGACGUUUGAGGAGCAAACAGAAUACAUCGUCAGUGCUCUACUCAAAGACUUGUUGACCCCAACAUCCCAGGCUACUAACAGGAACCUACUGGCCACAGAGGAACCAUGUUCAGGAGAGGAUAGCUCUUUUGAUGUGGCUAUCAUUGCUGGCCGCCUUCGAAAGCUUGGUGACGAGUUCAAUGGAGAGGUGGAAGCUUCUGCCAAUAAAGUCAUUGCGGAAACCAUUCGAGGACAGGCAGGAACUAUACUCAAGGACACAGUACAGUCUCUCAGCACAACCUGGUGUACUCAGGAUCCUACCUUAGCUUUUGAAAGAGCCUUUUUGGCAGUGUCAGUAAAACUUCUUCAAUAUGUGGCCCAUAAGGCUCCUGAAAUGGCAACACAAGUGGCUACCUGCAUGACAAGCAUGAUCAACGGGAACAUGGCCAUCCGAGGGUUUAUCCAGGACCAGGGAGGAUGGGAAAACCUGGAGAGCUGA
Grammomys surdaster is the source of this 501-nucleotide messenger RNA. RefSeq names its product BCL2 like 15 (gene Bcl2l15). Gene Ontology annotation, cellular component: cytosol; nucleus. NCBI's taxonomy places the organism in Eukaryota, Metazoa, Chordata, Mammalia, Rodentia, Muridae. Bases 1 to 501 code for a protein of 166 amino acids. The transcript has 4 exons. Gene Ontology annotation, biological process: regulation of apoptotic process. The record is from RefSeq and is a predicted model, not a curated record.